UGGGCUGCUGUCUGAAGAUGUUUGACCGCCAAGGAAACCUGAAGACGACGCUAGGAACACCUGGAGAAAAGGGUUCGAGUCUGGACCCCCUGCAGUUUGACCAGGUCGGGGACGUGGCGUUUAACGAAGCCGGGGAGAUGUUUGUAGUGGACGGAGAUGGAGGCAUGAACAACAGACUACUCAAACUCUCCACGGACCACAAGUUACUGUGGAGUGUAGGUGGGGAAGGCUCUGCACCUGGACAGUUCAGCGUGCCACACUGUGUGGAUGUGGACAGGUACGGACAGGUGUGGGUCGCAGACAGGAAGAACAAACGCAUCCAGGUGUUUCACGGGGACAGUGGAGCCUACAUCGGCGAGUUGGCGCUGGACGAGGAUGUCUAUACUGCUAGGUUCAGCGCUGACAAGUCCCACAUACUGGCCCUCCAGAUGAAGGUUCGCCGGAUCCUCGUCAUCGCCGCUCCCAAAGAACCCGGUAACCUUGGCGACUGCGAGGUGAUUGACAGUAUGCAAAUGAAGGAGGGAACACAACCGCACCUGUUGUCUGUCAGCCAAUCAACCGGUGCCAUUUACGUGGGAGAUAUCGGUGCCAAUACGUGUUAUAAAUUUCUGCCGUUGUAAUUAGUACUUUUACAACAACUUUGUCUUGUAAAUAGUUGUAGAUGGGGGAGGGAGUAAAAUGUCGCAAAAAACAAUAAAAACUAGAAUG
Molecule: messenger RNA, 708 nt
Organism: Branchiostoma floridae (Florida lancelet)
Lineage: Eukaryota; Metazoa; Chordata; Leptocardii; Amphioxiformes; Branchiostomatidae
Product: NHL repeat-containing protein 3-like
Exons: 3
Coding region: 18-620 (200 amino acids)
Molecular function (GO): protein binding
Source: RefSeq, a predicted model, not a curated record